UUACAUGUACAAUAGCGUUAUUUCUUAUAAAAAACUGAAUUGAAAAGUUUUGAACCAAUAUUUUUUUCUACAAUGCUAAAGGAAACGAUCACUAUUGCAGUGAUUAUUGUUUUAUUGAGCAUUAUAAAAAAGUGGUUCAGGACUUUUUGACUCAAUUUUUUAUAAUGAAUAGUGUUAUAUUAGCGAGCAUUUAAGAACUAUUAUUCUUCACAAUGUUCAAUGAAGCAGCAAUUAACUAUAACAGUUGUAAUCAUUUUAUUGAGCAUUGCAGAAAAAAAUGGUUCGGAAUUUUUCAACUCAAUUUUUUACAAAGAAUUACGCUAUAUAGUCGGUGCUAUUUAAAAUACACUCUGCAGUAUACUAUCAGAGAGGAUCCUCUCUGAUACUAUUAUUGUAAAACAUAAAAUAAAAAGAUUUUUUAAUAAAAUUAUAAAUAUCAAAUAUUAUAAUAGAAGAAAAUAAUUUGUAGAAAAUUUGGUUUGUUCCUUUUUAACUCUGAAGUUUUUAAGUUUUUAACAAUAAAUUUUAUUAUUCGUGUUUUUAAUUUUUAUACUUAAAUUAUAGUGACCUACUGACUGGCGCAAAAUAGUUUAGAUGAAUGAAUUCCCUAGUGCCGUAGAGAAGAAAUAAUUGAGAAAUUGGCAAAAGUGUUUCGCGCAUCUAAAAUGUAUGAUUUUACUAACCUCUUUAGAUUUUACGUUUGCACGUGAGUGAGAUGCGCAUCUAACCUCGUAUGACUUGUGUAAAUUUCAUUUAAUGUCGAAGACAAUGGGACAGAAAAAAGUCUCGAAGAGAAAAUAUGUUAAUUCGAAAUUGGAAGAAAAUAAAAAUGAAAUUAAAAAGGAUGUACAUGUUCCAGAUAAAGCAAAGCACUCUGACAUGGAAGAUUUGAUAGCAGCUCAAAUCAAUAUUGAUGAAGACGCCACGGAUGAAGAAGUAGAAGAAGACGCGGUUGUACCUAGUUCAGACGAAGAAGUAGAAGAAGAUAAAGUUAUAUUUGAUUCAGAUGUGGACGAUGAUUCCGAGGAUAAUGAAGAUAGUGAGGAUAAUGAAGAUACCGAGGAUAAUGAAGAUAGUGAGGAUAAUGAAGAUACCGAGUCGGAAAGCAGUUUUUAUGAAGAUGUACAAGAAGAUUCAUCAAUCAAAUCAAAAGAUAAAUUAAAAAAUAAAAGUAAAAGCAAAGAACCUCCAACAUUUAAAGGCAAGACAUCAACAAAAAAAGUUACGCCAAUAAUUAACGAAUUGAAAAACAAUAAUCGCAAGGAUUUUGAUAAAUCACAGGUGCAUAAAGAUAAUGCACAUAAUGAACAAAAAACUAAAAGUAUAUCUAACAAUGACGAAGACGAAUAUGUACAUGAUAGUUCUGAUGAGGAAGAUAUUCGUAACACAAUUGGGAAUGUACCAAUGAAGUGGUAUGACGAAUUUGAUCAUGUUGGAUAUGAUUGGGAAGGCAAAAAGAUUUCUAAACCUGAGAAGGGUGAUGAAUUGGACAACUUUUUGAAAAGAAUGGAGGAUCCCGACUUCUGGAGAACUAUAAAAGAUCCUCAAACUGGUCAGGAUGUUGUGCUGAGCGAAGCGGAUGUAGAUUUAAUUGUCAGAAUUCAAAAGCAGAAAAUUCCUGAUGUUCAAUUUGAUGAAUAUACACCAUGGGUGGAUUGGUUCACUUCUGAAGUAAUGAAAACGCCACUUCGCAAAUUCCCAGAGCAUAAACGUUCUUUCCUACCAUCUAAGAAUGAAGCUAGAAAAGUAUCGAAAUUGGUACAUGCUCUCAAGAUGGGUUGGAUCAAAUCUACCACUGAAAUGCAGAAGGAAAGAGAAAAGAAUCAAGGGCCACAGUUUUAUAUGCUAUGGCAGUCUGAUGAUCAGGCGGAGGAAAUGCGUAGGAUCCAUAAGCAUAUUCCAGCACCGAAAAGACAUUUGCCUGGUCAUGCGGAGAGCUAUAAUCCUCCACCGGAAUAUCUAUUUGAUAACAAGGAACUUAAAGAAUGGAAUAAAUUAAAGGCAACUCCGUGGAAAAGAAAGUUACAUUUUAUGCCGCAGAAAUUCAAUUCUCUUCGAGAAGUGCCUGCUUAUCCAAGAUAUAUCAAAGAAAGAUUUCAGAGGUGUUUAGAUCUGUACUUGUGCACUAGAUCAUUAAAGAUGAGAUUAACGAUUGAACCCGAGGUCUUGGUUCCACAAUUGCCUAGUCCAAAGGACUUGCAACCAUUCCCAACAACAAUGUUUAUGGUAUUUAAAGGACAUACAGAUAUGAUCAGAAGCAUUACUGUAGAACCAGAGGGUCAGUUUAUUGCAUCUGGUGGAGAUGAUAUGCUGUUGAAGAUAUGGCAGGUGAGUACAGGCAGAUGCUUAAAAACGGUGCCCUGCGGUGGCGUCAUUCGAAGUGUUGCCUGGCGUCCAAACCAAGCUAUGUCGUUGAUAGCCGUUGCAGCUGACAAAAAAGUGCUCUUAAUAAAUCCUGGAAUUGGAGAUAAUCUUAUUACCAGCAAAACCGAUCAACUUUUGGAGAUAAUACCACAGAGUGAAAUAAUAGUGAGUGACAGGGUGCAAAGUGCAGUACAAUGGGAGCAAGCGGAGGGUGAACAUUGGAACAAUGGAAUUAGGAUAAUUUUAAAUCAUUUUAAAAUUGUAAAGCAAGUAACAUGGCACGGAAAAGGAGAUUAUUUUGCUACAGUCAUGCCAGAUGGUCAAAAUAGAUCAGUUUUGAUAAAUCAGUUAUCAAAACGAAGAUCUCAGUUACCUUUCAAUAAGUCAAAAGGAUUAAUACAAUGUGUGCUAUUUCAUCCGAUUAGACCAUAUUUAUUUGUUGCGACACAAAGGAAUGUGAGAAUAUACGAUCUUGUACAACAGGUGAUGGUCAAAAAGUUAUUAUCCAACUCACAGUGGAUAUCAACAAUGGAUAUUCACCCAGGAGGUGAUAAUGUCUUAGUAGGGACAUACGAUCGCAAAAUGCUUUGGUUUGAUUUGGAUUUCAGUAAAGAGCCUUAUCAAACAUUGCGAUUACAUGGAACGGGCGUACGCGCUGUAGCAUUUCACAGACGGUAUCCUCUGUUUGCUUCUGGAGCUGAUGAUAGGGCACUAAUUGUAUCUCAUGGAAUGGUGUACAAUGAUCUUUUACAAAAUCCGUUAAUUGUGCCACUGAAAAGAUUGUGUAACCACGAAUCGUAUAAUGAUUUUGGCAUUUUGGAUGUCAUGUUUCAUCCUAUCGAACCGUGGGUAUUUUCCGCUGGUGCUGACUUUACCAUACGAAUGUAUACAUAAAUACAUGCAUAUAGAUGUUCAGAAUUUCUCUUAUGGAUCAUAUUGCCGUUGUAAGAAAAAAUUAUUCUAUCACCUUUUCCCCUAAUUUUAUGUAAAAUUCGUAAAAUACAUAUUAUCUAUUUUUAUGUUUUUUAUGCUUCAUAUAAAUUCCUUGUAAUAAAUAUAAUAUAAAUUGAAAUAGCAUAUAACAAAAUGUAGGAACUUGUAUACUUGCAUUAAAGUAAUUAAACACGUUUGAUCAAA
This is a messenger RNA of Wasmannia auropunctata (little fire ant), 3501 nucleotides long. RefSeq names its product ribosome biogenesis protein BOP1 homolog. The transcript is spliced from 8 exons. Lineage: Eukaryota; Metazoa; Arthropoda; Insecta; Hymenoptera; Formicidae. Gene Ontology annotation, cellular component: PeBoW complex; preribosome, large subunit precursor. The coding region runs from base 757 to 3258 and encodes 833 amino acids. The record is from RefSeq and is a predicted model, not a curated record. Gene Ontology annotation, biological process: ribosome biogenesis; maturation of LSU-rRNA from tricistronic rRNA transcript (SSU-rRNA, 5.8S rRNA, LSU-rRNA). Gene Ontology annotation, molecular function: protein binding; ribonucleoprotein complex binding.